UGAUUCACACUCACAGCCCCAACUCUAAAUUUGGCGCUUGUCAAGCAACGGUUGAGAAUUCGCUGGUUCUCUCCAUGAACACCAAUGCCUUCGUGAAUCUCCCAUCUUCCUUCCUUCCUUCCUUCUCUGUCCACUCCUUCCAAUCUUCCCACCUCCUUCGUUCAGUUUUCCGGCAUUUCAUCGCGCCGGAAUUCUGACAUUUCGCCAUGAACGACACCGAUGAUGAAAGCGAAGUCCGGAAGGCCCCGAUCAUAGCGAAGGAUGUGUAUUUCAUCAAAGAUGAGAGAACCCUCAAGGGCCCGGAUCUUGCUGAUAGGGAAAGGCCCCAUGACGACCCUGAUUCUGAAAUAGAGGACCACGAAUUCGCCGCCCAGCCAGAUGGAAACCCAAGCCCUGCCGAACUCAAGCUUAAAACCAAGAAGGCGUUGUUGGAAUUUCGAUGCAAGGUUGAAGAUUCCAUUCUUGGCAACUACUUGUUAGGCGAAUCAGACCAGAGACUCUCGCUUGGAGAAAGAGCGUUAGCCGCGGAAGAAUUGAGAGAAAUUACUCUCUGGGGCAUCCCAUUGUUGCCCAGUAAGGCUCAUGAGGGUACCGAUUCGGUUUUGUUGAAGUUCUUGAAAGCCAAAGAUUUAUGCGUUUCUGAUGCCUUUGAGAUGCUACAGAAGACCAUGAUAUGGCGAAAGGAAAACAACAUUGACACAAUCCUCGACGAGGAUUUGGUUUCUGAGUAUGCAAAAUCUAUGUACAUAAACAGCAGGGACAAAGAGGGUCGUCCUGUGUGUUACCUCGUUUAUGGGGUUUUCAAGAACAAGGAGCUGUAUAAGAAAGCCUUCGGGACAGAAAAGGAACAUGACAAGUAUUUGAGGUGGAGGAUCCAAUUCAUGGAGAAGAGCAUGAAGAAGCUGAACUUCAGAGAAGGAGGGGUGGAUUCCAUGGUUCAGAUUAUUGAUUUGAAUGACACACCGAAGCACGUAAUGAAGGAGCUCAAUUCAGUCAGCAAGAAAACUUUGGCUCUGUUUCAAAACUACUAUCCUGAAACCAUUUAUAGAGAGAUAGUUGUAAAUGCUCCAUUUUGGUUCUACACCUCCCAAUUGCUAUUCUCACGGUUCACGAGUCAUAAAAGUGAAAAAGAGUUCACGUUGACUAGACCACCUAGAGCCACACAGACACUCCUCAAGUUCAUAGCCCCAGAACAUCUUCCAGUUGAAUAUGGAGGUCUCAAGAGGAAAAAUGACCAAGAUUUCUCCCCCGUGGAUAAAACCUUAGAACACAAAAUCAGAGGAAAUACAAUUUCUACAGUUGAAAUUCCAGUGCAUGAGCCUGGAGUGACACUAAUCUGGGAUGUAACUGUGGUGGGAUGGGAAGUGUCGUACAAGGAAGAAUUUAUUCCAGAGGAUGAAGGCUCAUACAUUAUAUUGCUGCAGAACCAAAAGAGAAUGGGUGAUAGUAUAAGAAAUUCCUUUUACAUAAAUGAACCUGGGAAGAUUGUGAUUACAGUUGGAAAUGGAACCUUCAAGAAGAAGAGAAUGUGCUAUAGAUCUAAAGCUGUAACUACUGUCCCCAUGUUCAUCUUUUUGAAAUGAUCCACAACAGAUGGCUUAAGCUGAAUUUGAAGCUCGUAGUUUCCAAGUGGCUCUGAAGCAACCAUACGUGGGUUGAUUGAAUAGGUUGUCUAACAAGUUGUUGAUUACCAGAAUUGAUUGUCUAUGUCCAAUAUUGUAUAUUUGUACAGGAUUCUUUCCUACAUUGAGCUUGAAAUAGAAAUCGCAUGUGAUAGUGUCUAGUUACGUUGUACUGUAUGAUUUAUAAGAAUCCUGUAUCUUCGCAUGGUCAAAAAUUAUUCCUUAUGAAA
This is a messenger RNA of Prosopis cineraria, 1852 nucleotides long. Its product is annotated as patellin-4-like. Gene Ontology annotation, molecular function: lipid binding. The record is from RefSeq and is a predicted model, not a curated record. Bases 207 to 1583 code for a protein of 458 amino acids. The transcript has 4 exons. Lineage: Eukaryota; Viridiplantae; Streptophyta; Magnoliopsida; Fabales; Fabaceae.